AUGCUAUUCAGCUGUUCAAUAAUACUUUUAUUUGUUCUGCAUUUUACUGGAUUGAUAAGCGGCAGUUUACCUAACUCAUCGAUACAAAUGAAUGACGAUGAAACACGUAUCCGAAAUUUCCCGUUUAGCCUGCACAGAUCCGCAAGUAUUAAUGGUACAAUUAGGAGAGGUCAUCUUAACGUCCAUUACGCUACUCUUGAGAAAUCAAAUGUGUUAGAUCUGUUACGAAUCCACGUUCGCUUGCAUGAUGUGAAUAGGUUCAUUAACACCAGUAAAUUGUUGUUACGAGUUACUUCUCCGAUCGAUGCCAUAUCAUUUGCGUUACCAACCGGGUAA
Brugia pahangi is the source of this 336-nucleotide messenger RNA. Lineage: Eukaryota; Metazoa; Nematoda; Chromadorea; Rhabditida; Onchocercidae. The record is from the annotation of a GenBank genome assembly.